Lycium ferocissimum is the source of this 807-nucleotide messenger RNA. RefSeq lists its product as uncharacterized. The transcript is spliced from 2 exons. Bases 1 to 807 code for a protein of 268 amino acids. The record is from RefSeq and is a predicted model, not a curated record. Lineage: Eukaryota; Viridiplantae; Streptophyta; Magnoliopsida; Solanales; Solanaceae.
AUGGUGAAUUCAGAUGACACGGAAUUGACCCAAACAAACAUCAAAACCAAUCCUGUAAAUGACCAUUCUAGUCCCUUUUACCUUCACCCAUCAGAUUCACCGGGGAUGUUGCUAGUCAACUCCUUAUUUGAUGGAAAGGGAUAUACAGGUUGGAAUAGAGCUUUUAUUAUAGCUUUAUCAGCUAAGAACAAACUGGGAAUGAUUGAUGGCACAGUUGAGAUGCCUGAUGCUUCAGAUCCAGAUCACAAAAUAUGGACCAGGUCAAGAGAAAUUUGGAAAGAGUUAGCAACAAGGUUUGGACGAUGGUGUAAUGGUGCUCAACUUUAUCAACUUCAAAAAGAACUUUCGGAUGCGGUAAGGACUUCAGAUAUUGCAGGUUAUUUCACUAAGGUUAAGAAAAUAUGGGAUGAGCUUAAUGCUCUUAUUACUUUUGAUCAUUGUUCUUGCAAAUGUAUUUGUGGUGGGAAGGUUAAGACUAUCAAAUCCCAUCAGGAUGGGAGACUGAUUGAGUUCCUAAUGGGACUGAACAACAGUUAUUCCAGUGUUAAGAGCACCGUCACGAUGAUGGAUCCCUUACCCACUGUGGGAUCUGCCUAUUCUUUGCUUAUUCAAGAAGAGAAACAAAGAGAGGUAUAUAUGGAAGCACACCCCUCUGAGGCUGCUUUUAUGGUGUCAAAUCAGAAAUACAACAACAAUGUUCAAAGGUUUGCUAAUAACAAUCAACAGAAAUAUGCAGGAUCUGAAGCAAAGUACAAAGGAAAUUUCAUAACCAAAAUGCAGGAAUGUUUUGCACACACUGCAAAAUGA